This is a messenger RNA of Phalaenopsis equestris, 899 nucleotides long. RefSeq lists its product as uncharacterized. NCBI's taxonomy places the organism in Eukaryota, Viridiplantae, Streptophyta, Magnoliopsida, Asparagales, Orchidaceae. The record is from RefSeq and is a predicted model, not a curated record.
CAUGAUGUUGAUGCCGGAACCCUAAAGAAGGUUCUUCUCUCCGAUGGAGCAGCGGUGAUCGUAAAAGGGGCCCGGUCAGUAAGCUUGUGGCGCCCUCUCGACCUCCCCCUCCCCCUAAAUCGUAGCAAACUCCCCAUCGCCUCUGGUCUCCUAAACAUAGCCGAGGCUCUCCGAAGCUCCGCACGCUCGUCCGACCAACCACUAGUCUCUCUUCGCAUCGUCGGCCCCUCGUCCCUCACCUCAUCCACAUCCUCCUCUCCCAAGCUCAAGCUAAAACGCCUCUCUCCAGGUCUAGUCGAGCUCUCUUCCCGCUCCUCCAUCCCUGCACCAUCCCCCCAAGAUGUACCCAACCCGCCGCGAAACCUCUGGCCUCUCACCUCGUUGAACGGCUCCGACGCCAACCUCAGAGGGUUCGAAGAGCUGCUAUCUUCAGUCCUUGGGAAGAAGGGGCUUGAGAAGGGCACGUUCAGGCUGCUGAAGGCGGAGGUGUCGGCUCAGACCUACAUGAAGAUGAGUUUCUUUGUGGAGAAGAAGAUAGCCGACGGAGAUGUGGAUUGGUCACGGUUUCCGUCGUGGAAGACGAAGCCGGAGAAGGUGGCGGCACACUUCCAAGUGUUGGCCAGGGUGGAAGGAGGAGGGAGGAAGGUGGUGCCGGAGAGAAUUCAGGAGAUUCAGCCCAUACCAACUGAAGAUAGUGUGUUGGACAGUGUGCAGACUGGGAACAAAUCUAUGACCCAGGUGCCGCUCAUCUUCCCACCACCAACCGCCUUCACCCUGUAAAUCUAUCUGCUUCCAGAAUUUGUUUAUAGUGUUUUCUGAUUUAUCAUACAAAACAGAACAAUGGCUGGGAAAUCUAUAUAUUACACACAAAAACAUCCCUUUUUUAUUAAAGUAAAUGA